AUGAUUAUGGCAUCAACAAGUACGUUAUCAGAAUCUCUGUACAUAACGCAGGUUCGAUUUUGCAGAGCAUUAGCAGUGGUUCGCUCGCUGCCAACAGAAAGUGGAGGUGCAUUUCAACCGUCCAUUGCAGACAAAUUGGAUUUCUACGGACUAUAUAAACAGGCACUGAAUGGAGACUGUAUGUUGCUGAAACCAUCAUCCAGAAAGGUUGUUGCAUACGCUAAAUGGAAAGCGUGGGAUAAAAUGAGGGGAGUCAGCCCAAUUGACGCUCAAAUCAUGUAUAUCAAUGCACUUGUUGAGCUCUUGAAAGAGUUUUUGAAUCGAUUUCCCAAUUCAGAAUUGACAGAAAGCUUAAAUGAAUCAGUUCACUAUUUGCUCGAAGUCAACGAGGAUAUAAACACGGACACCGCAGAAGAAGAGAAUCUUAUUCAAUGGGAUACAAAUGACCAAGAAAAAGAGGAAUACCAUUUAGGACAAAUCGAGCAGGAGCAGAUUCUAUCAGAACAGCCUUAUUCACACUAUUCUAGUCCAAUCAUUAGCGAAUUCCCAUUGACACCUGAACUAUCCCCAAAAUCAAGGAAUUUGUACAACACACAGCCGUUUGAUGAGGAGGAUGAAUUCGAUAAUGAAGUAGCUACUGCGACAUCUUCAUUGUACUUGUCAACGCCCACGCAACAUCCCUACGCCAACUUUAGACGACAAAAGAAGAGAAAGCCGUCGGAUGUAGCUAUUCAAACGUUAAAAACAGAGGUAGCUGCCUUGUGUGAAGAGAUAGAUUCGUUGCGGAGAAGGGACAUACUCAAGAGAAAAUCAUCGCACCGAUGGCGUUGGUUAUGGCUCUUCAGAUCAGUAGCAAAGCAUGCAUUUUUCAAUUUCGUGAUAUUGAUGAUCUUGUUUCUGGUACUAUGGAGGCGAAAAUCACCGAUUGCAUAUGCUGUGAUAACCUACGCUGGUCCACGGUUACGAGACCUAAUGCAAUACAUGUUUAAUCGUAUUGUGUUUUGGAAGGUCACCGUCUAA
Mucor velutinosus is the source of this 1020-nucleotide messenger RNA. RefSeq lists its product as uncharacterized. Gene Ontology annotation, molecular function: fatty-acyl-CoA binding. Gene Ontology annotation, cellular component: cytoplasm. NCBI's taxonomy places the organism in Eukaryota, Fungi, Mucoromycota, Mucoromycetes, Mucorales, Mucoraceae. The transcript is spliced from 4 exons. The record is from RefSeq and is a predicted model, not a curated record. Bases 1 to 1020 code for a protein of 339 amino acids. Gene Ontology annotation, biological process: fatty acid metabolic process.